This is a messenger RNA of Caenorhabditis remanei, 1467 nucleotides long. RefSeq lists its product as uncharacterized. Gene Ontology annotation, molecular function: transcription coactivator activity; chromatin DNA binding; histone acetyltransferase activity. The transcript is spliced from 3 exons. Gene Ontology annotation, cellular component: transcription regulator complex; histone acetyltransferase complex. NCBI's taxonomy places the organism in Eukaryota, Metazoa, Nematoda, Chromadorea, Rhabditida, Rhabditidae. The coding region runs from base 1 to 1467 and encodes 488 amino acids. The record is from RefSeq and is a predicted model, not a curated record. Gene Ontology annotation, biological process: positive regulation of transcription by RNA polymerase II.
AUGUCUUUUGAAAACCAGGAGAACCAAACCAACCAAGUUAUAUCUCCAAAAGCUUCCUCAAAUAAAACUGAAAGCCACAAUCCUGUUCAAUGUCGUCUCAGCGAGCUGUCCUCUACAGAGCCAGUACCGAAGAAGAUCAAGCCCAAUCCAACAAAGGAAUCAAACUUUAAGACCACAAAAUGCUGCAAUCUCAAUGAUCUACGAUAUGGGACCUCGUACAAAAUUUGCAUGGCCGAGGAGUGUCGCAUUCCACCCGGAGCCAAAUAUAUGUGCUCCAAGGCGGAAGUGGGGAAAGAAGUUCAAAAUUAUUGUCUGAAGUGUUUUGAGGAUGCUGAUUUAGAUGUGAAUGAUUGGGAACAAAAGGAAAACACGAACCCAGCACUCGAGGAAAUCGAGGAAUGUGGAAUAUGCAGAGAGCUGUUUCACAGAGUAUGCGAAUUGAACAUCAGAAGCAAAUCGUCUUUCAUCUGUACAACAUGUUCACCACUGCGACUACUCAACAUGAUGAGAGAAGUUGGAACCGUCAACAAAGAUGCAUGCGCAAAGUUCAUGACGAAGAAGCUCAACGAGUUCAUUGUGGCGAAUAACCAGGAAGAGAGGCACCAACAACCAGUAACUGUCGUCAGCUUCAGCGAACAGAAGGAAGUUGACACAAGUGAAAUGUGUCCAGAACUUGACGCUUCCGAUUUCACCACUAAAUAUUCCGAAACUGUGAAAUUUGUGUAUCGUGCAAUCUACGUGUACUACAGGAUCGAUGGGAUCGAUGUUCCAUUUUUCUCCAUGUUUGUUUCUGAAUACCCAUCACAUGCUGGACAAAGCUGGUGUAUCAUCAAUUAUCUGGACACGGUGCCGUAUUUCAAAUCGGAAGGUAUCAAAAGAGGCGCAAUGCACGGAGAAAUAAUACUUAUAUAUAUCGAUUAUAUGAAGUCUAUCGGAUAUGAAAAUGCUCAUAUUUGGUCGAAUCCACCUGAACAAGGCAAUGAUUACAUUUUUAAUUUACAUCCGGACUAUCAAAAUUUCCUGGGUCAAAAUGGAUUGAACGACUGGUACAUUCGAAUUCUCCAGAAAGGAAAAGACGAUGGAAUUAUUCAAUCAUUCAAAACUUUUGAAGAGAAAAUGGGAGAAAACGCAUUCAAAAGUUGUGUUGACAUUCCAAUUUUUCCGGAAUCGUUGUGGUCUAAUGUCAUGAUAGAGGCAAAUUUUGAAACAUCCUACAAGAAAUGCUUCAUGAAGAAACUGCAAGUCCUAUACAAGAAACAUGCCGUCGACAAUUUCUGGAUCAAGUUGAACAAAUCAAGCGGCCCCCAACCGACUAUUCCGGCACUCUACCCACAUUCGAUAAUGGGCGAUCGAAUGAUGUUCCUGGACAAAUGCGCGGAAAUGAAUCUGGAAUUCUCCACUCUCCGAAGAGCAAAGUUUUCAUCUGUAUAUCUCAUUGAACUUAUGCAUGAUGCUGAUUAUUUUUAA